Dreissena polymorpha is the source of this 1918-nucleotide messenger RNA. Its product is annotated as aggrecan core protein-like. Gene Ontology annotation, molecular function: carbohydrate binding; signaling receptor activity. Gene Ontology annotation, biological process: biological process involved in interspecies interaction between organisms. The transcript is spliced from 7 exons. Gene Ontology annotation, cellular component: external side of plasma membrane. The record is from RefSeq and is a predicted model, not a curated record. The coding region runs from base 103 to 1131 and encodes 342 amino acids. Lineage: Eukaryota; Metazoa; Mollusca; Bivalvia; Myida; Dreissenidae.
UGAAGAAUAAUUCAGUCUAAAACUGGCAUCGAGAUGAACUCUAUAACUAAAUUGUAGAUAAGAUAUGAAUUCAUAUGCAGUAAUAAAGCUUGUUCACUUAAAAUGUUUGAAAUGUUAAGACGAAUUUGGUUUUUGUUCCACUUCGUAUGGUACGUACAAGCAGAAUACAAAUGUGUCUGUAGUUUCGAUGGAGCAAGACCGGUAUUCAUAAAGGCUGACAAGAACUCUGACGUUAUCGGCUUCUUAGCAACCAAUGGCUGCCGUCAGUUUGUAUAUCCGGUGGACGAAAACUGGAACGCAAUUGUGUUUAUGCAUCAGUUAGGCUUCCUCAUGUCCAACACAAGCAUGAUACACACCUGCUUUUCUGAUCCAGUUGACUCAUUCACAACAGAUGGGACAAACCAUGCAACAUCUAUGACACUAUCCACACCUACAUUUACGAGUACGACAACUCAAUCGACGACACGAACAACGAACAUUUCUUUUAAUACACCUAGCCAUUCAUCUUCAACUGCGACAAAAGCGACGACUAUUGCUACACAACAUCCAACGACUACAAUUUCGACUACAGAAACAAGCGUACCAGAAGAUCAUAUUGAACUAUGCCCCGACCAUGUGAAGGGUGAUCUCAGCAUCUUCGGAGGAUACUUGGGCCAGUUCGGCGACUAUUGCUUCGAAUUGGUGAACGUCUCCACCCAGUGGUAUAACGGACAGAGACACUGCACAGAUGCCGGUGGAGGGUAUCUCGCCCACGUGUCUAACAAGGCAGAACAGGACUUCGUCGUGCGCUUCCUUGAGAAACACCAUUAUGUGGAGUCCGUCUGGUUGGGUUUGACGGACUCCGAAACGGAAGGGAAGACCACUGAGGGACAUUGGUCGUGGAUUUCCGGCGUCCCAGUGACAUAUACCAACUUUGGGCAUGAUUACAAUGGCAACGGCGUUAUAACCCAUGAACGGAAUGACUGCGUGAUUAUGAAGCAGGGUGGAGAGUGGACGGACGUGCAUUGUGGAGUAUCUUUCUUUUUCGGGACAGGGUUCGGAGAGAGUCACCCCUUCAUCUGCCAAUUCAGAAUGGCUACGGUAAAUUUUUGUUUGGAACCACUCAAAGACUUUCCCAAAAAGAAGGUAUGAAGAUAUCACUGAGACAUACAAUAUGUUAUAUAUAACAAAAUUUGCCAUGAAAACACGAUACGAAUUCAGUGAGAACAAAUUUACGAGCAUUUCUUCAUCUCAUUUAUAAACGCAAAGGUGUUCAACUAACAUAGUUUCAAUAUGCAACAAUUCUCAGUACACUUGAAACAAAUUACUUACUAUUCAAAAUGAAAUUAACAAACUCACCAGCAUGUGCGUUCGACCAGUGCAAAGAAGAAACUAGUGAGUACAAUUUAAGAGAAUCUCCGUUUGCCAUGUUCAAAACAAAACUUCUUUAGAACACAAAUGGUUAGCCAAAUGUCUUAAAUGUUAUGAAUCAUAUUAUAAUUCAAUAGCAAUGCUGUUAACAACAUUACUGUGUCACACAAUGCAAAUGAAAGCUUGAUUUUUCAAGAGGUCGAAUUUUGAGCGUUGUGCUCUCAACUAAGGUAAUUGUUUUGUUUAUUAUCAGUUAACUUACAAUCAUUUGGUGUACUAUUUAAAAUAUCUUUCUGCUAAAAAAGUCUCAACAAAUGUUUUGCUAAAUUUACAUUUCAACAUAACGGUUGUAUUUAAAUACCUUUUCUAGUUUCAGACCAUGCUCUUCUCGUUAUUAUACAAUAAACUGUACAACCAUAUAAGACUCCUUUACACUAAUAGCCUUUUAUUGUUAUAUACAGAUGCAUAUGUAGCAAAAUUUAUAAAGUCAGAUGACAACAUAUUGCACAAGAUUUUUUAUAUUUAAUGUAAGUCGUCAUUCUCCUCCUGCUUUUAUGUCCUUUUUUCC